Messenger RNA from Effrenium voratum, 3282 nucleotides. The record is from the annotation of a GenBank genome assembly. NCBI's taxonomy places the organism in Eukaryota, Dinophyceae, Suessiales, Symbiodiniaceae.
GUGACCCACUACGACGUCUAUGUGGCGGCGGACAGCUCCGGCACCUCGCGCUCGGCGGUGAGCCUUGGAGUAGCGGUGGGCACCAAUCAGGCCCAGGUGGUCGAGAACACGGCCCUGGGCUCGUACACGCACCUCCUGGUUUACACAGCCAACGCCAAUGGUGAGCAGGCUGUGCCGACCUCGGUGGCCGUUGCCGACUCCGACGCCACCAUCUCCAGCCUGGCCUUCCAAGACCUAGACCUAGACAACCUGGACAUUGGUGGGGACGUGACGUGGACGAGUCCGGCCGACACAUCCCAAGUGGCAGAGUAUGUGGUGUACCUCAGCACGAGCUCUGGAAGCAGGUCCCAGGUGGGCACCGCGACUGGCGACGCCACCAACUUCACCAUCCCCACAGAGACCAUGCGCUACCCCUACACACAGAUCCGUGUCUACAGCAAGUCCUUCUCUGGGUUCGAGCAGACCACCCCGGCGUUUGUGACCUUGCAGGACAGCGUGGCCAUCAUCACCUCCAUCUCGUUCACCGACAAGGACCUGGACCUCUUCGAGCUGGGGGGCUACAUUUCCUGGACGGUGUCGGGGACUACGUCGCUUGUCACCUCGUACCAGAUCUACAUCGACAUGGUCAGCUUCGGGACCUACCGGACCCAUUUGGGCAGCGUGCCCUCGGGCACCAACGCGUUCCUGCUGGCGCCCGAGUACAACCCCGGGCCGAACUCUUUUCUGCUGGUGUACACCCAGUCCUCGUUGGUGGAGCAGACAGGCAAUGCGGCCAUUGGCAUCUUUGACGUGGAGGCCAAUGCGGACUCGGUGGCCUUCACGGAUCUGGACCUGGAUCCCUCAGAGGUGGGCGGCACGGUAACCUGGAACGAGCCCUUCGACCCCUCCCAGGUGGCCUUCUAUGAUGUCUACCUGGCCCUUUCCAGCAUGGGCGAGAACAAGUCUCAGUUGGAGAGCCCGGUGCCAGUGCUCACAGCCCAGCGCUCCGUCAGUGCGGACACACCCCAGGGUGGUGCUUCCUGGGUGCUCGUGUACACCCGGUCCAGUCUAGUUGAGCAGACGACCCCGGCGUCCCAGGCCCUGGUCGACAACUGGGCUUUGGUGCCCUCUGUGGCUUUCACAGACUUUGAUAUCGACGAGGGCGAUCUCGGCGGGCUGCUCAGCUGGACUGUGCCGGCGGACGUCACUUUGGUGACGCACUACGUGGCCUACUUGGCCGACGAGGUGAACCGAUCUCAGGUGGCGGAGGUGGCGGUGGGUACCUUGGAGGCACCACUGCCUGUGGAUACCUCCAAGGGCUCCUUCGUGGAGCUGCGGGUCUACGUGAAGUCCACCCUGGCGGAGCAGAGCACCGGACAGGCCUACGCCUUCAGCGACACCGCAGCCCUGAUGGACUACCUGAACUUCACGGACCAGGACUUGGACUCCUUUGAGUUUGGGGGCUGGGCGCAGUGGCCGGAACCCACGGACGUGGCCUUCGUGGAACACUACGCUGUGUAUCUGGCGGAGGCUGGCAAUGGCACCGGUCGGAUACCAAUCUCCGGGGAGCUGCCGCCAGAGAACAGGAGCUUUCUGAUUCCCCCGGACCAGAGCUUGCCAUAUCUUCUGGUCUACGCCAAGUCCGUCCUGGGGGAGCAAAGUACCCCGCAGACGCUGGAGAUCAGCGACAGCGUGGUGACCUUUUCCUCCGUCGCCUUCGAGGAUGAAGACCUGGACGCGGAGGAGCUCGGGGGCGCGAUUGUGUUGGAGCCGGCAGGCAACCUGGAACUGGUUGAUGAGUACAAGGUAUUCCUGGCAUUGGACCUGCUGGGUGCCGGGCGGUCCCACAUCACUGCGGUGGCCACGGAGGCCAGCUUGGCGCAAGACACCGCGCUGGGAGGCUUCCAGUAUGUGCUUGCCUACGCCCAGUCCAGCCUCUCGGAGCAGACCGUGCCGGUCAGCCUGGCGAUCUCAGAUGUCUCUGCACAGGCGAGCGACUUGACCUUUGACGACCAGGACUUGGACGCCGGGGAGCUCGGCGGCUUCCUGCGCUGGGCGGGGCCCAACAUUUCCCAGGUGGCACAGUACGUGGUGUACUUGGCCAGCAACGCCACCGGCAGCCUCACGUCCCACCGCUUGCUCGGCGCCGUGCAGGCGCAGACGGAGGAGCUUUUGGUGCCGGACAGCACCGGAAGUGCUGGGCUCACGCACUUGCUGGUCUUUGCCAGGUCGACUUUGGCAGAGCAGACGACCCCUGCGGGCCUCGAGUUUUACGAUGCUUCCGCCACAGUGGGAUCUUUGGGCUUUGUAGACUUGGACCUGGACGCGACUCAGCUCGGGGGCAACGUCACAUGGCGGGAGCAGGGUGACACAGCCGCUGUGGCACAGUAUGUCGUGUACCUCGCCGAGAACGGGAACGCCAGCCGGCAAUUGGUUGACUCGGUGUCGCCCGGGGCAGCAACUGCCGAGAUGUUGCCGGAGACGGCGCUGAGGAACUUCAGCCAUCUUGAGGUGUACUCCAGGUCCAGCCUCUUCGAGCAGAGCACUGCAGCAGCGCUGGAGAUCCAGGACACGAACGCGAGUGCCUCUGCCCUGGAGUUCGUAGAUCAGGACUUGGACGCCCUUGAGGUCGGAGGGAAUCUCAGCUGGCUCCCGCCAGUCGAUGCUUCCCAGCUGGCAGGUUAUUCCGUGUACCUGGCAGGUACGCACUUGGCGGAGGAGCCGCCAGGCUCUGAGGUGAGGCUGCUUCCCUUGGACACGGUCAACGUGUCGGUGGCAGAGGUCUACACGAGGUCGCUGCUGGUGGAGCAGACCACCCCUGCCACCACCAACCUUCGCGACGAGGCCGCAUCGGCGUCGGGGGUGCGGCUGGUGGACGAUGAUUUGGAGAGUCAGGAGAUCGGAGGUCUCAUCACCUGGACCUCAGAGCCUUUGGUGCCAGUGCUGGGCUUUAAGGUAUUCCUCUCGCCGCCUUCCACCUUUGUGGCGGAGGUAGUAGCCAGCUCUGGCAGCGAGUACCAGGCCACGCUGGUGCUGGACACAGCGCUUGGAAGCUUUACGAAUGUCGAGGUCUUCGCUUUCUCGGCGCUCGGGACGCAGUCGCUCCCGGCAAGCGGUGCGCUCAGCGACGUGAGCGCCCAGGUGCAGUCUCUGACCUUCCUGGACCAAGACCUUGAUGAGCUCGAGCUGGGGGGCCGCGUGCUUUGGCAGGAGCCCGCAGAUGUCUCGCGAGUCCAAGCCUACGAUCUGGCGCUGUCCAACAACUUUGACGCGGGGGCUGGCUGGGUCUACGUUCGCUGUUAG